Messenger RNA from Alternaria rosae, 1655 nucleotides. RefSeq names its product mitochondrial distribution and morphology protein 12. Gene Ontology annotation, molecular function: lipid binding. Lineage: Eukaryota; Fungi; Ascomycota; Dothideomycetes; Pleosporales; Pleosporaceae. Gene Ontology annotation, cellular component: ERMES complex. The record is from RefSeq and is a predicted model, not a curated record. Bases 158 to 1465 code for a protein of 435 amino acids. Gene Ontology annotation, biological process: mitochondrion organization; phospholipid transport. The transcript has a single exon.
AUGAGAUGCGCAAGCGAUGACUUCGUUGUCAGGAUGAUGAGUGGUUCGACGGCUCGGCGUCGUUUGUGCGCUCGGCCCGGUAGUCGCUUCCUCAUUCGGCCUCGGCAGCCGCGAGUUUCAAUGUUCUGUCGUUAACCCCAACCUCCACUCCCCAGCCAUGUCGAUUGAUAUCAAUUGGGACACCAUCACAGGCGGUGCAGAAGGCUCCGCGCGUGCUGAGACAAUACGCGCCUUCAUUCACGACCGGUUCCAGCAGGUGACGCUGCCACGCUUCAUCCGCUCAGUUCACGUGCACUCAUUCGACUUCGGCAGCGUACCCCCGGAGAUUGAGAUUAAAGACAUAUGCGACCCACUACCAGACUUUUACGAGGAUGAUGAGGACUACCCAGACGAACAAGGGGACGGGCUAGAGGAAGGCGACACGCAGCAUGACGCCAAGUCACGCGACUCCAGCAAUCCGCCCAGUCGUUCACGAAAGGAUAGCCAUUCUAGGGAACGAGGCCGAGAGGGAGACUUGGAGGAACAGACUCCCAUUCAGCACAGAUUACGCCCUUUUCAACCUCUUCCUCGGCCAUCCACGAAACGCACGUCAUUGGCUCCCAACGAGUUAGGCAGCCCAUUCUUUCAUGGAGCACUAACGCCAGGCAUCCCUGGUGGCACGUCCAAUAUGAACUACUUCCAUCUACCUUUGAGUGCAGGUCUCUCUGGCGCUACUACGCCUCUCGCUGCUGUAGCUGGUGCGCAACUGCAUAAUUGGCUUGAGAACCCUCACGGUCGGCCAACUACGCCAACAAAUAUGCGUCUGCGGAACGCAGCAUCCAUGAAUUCGCUAACCCUCACACCGCAAUCUCACCCAGAUCCAAGUUCAAGGCCCUCCUCCAGGCACCAACAGGACGAGGGAAAGAGGCCCUCCUUUGCCGGAUCAGACGACGGUACUUCUCAGCACAGCUAUGCGCGGACACCAUCUGCGUCUCCUCACCGCAUGCGUGAGAAGAGCCCUGAUGAUAUCCAAGUUGUGACACAUGUGCAAUACUCCGGUGACAUCAAGAUGUCUCUGACAGCGGAAAUUCUGUUGGAUUACCCGAUGCCAAGCUUUGUUGGCAUUCCUCUGAAGCUAAACAUCACCGGACUCACCUUUGAUGGUGUUGCGAUAUUGGCAUACAUCAAGAAGCGGGCCCAUUUCUGCUUCUUGUCACCAGAUGACGCAGAUGCUCUGGUCGGCGGCGAGACCGGCUUCAACGGUCUUCAAACAGACUCACAAGGCCAAAACCCGCGGCCCGUGCAACGACCCAAGAUCGGAGGUCUACUGGAAAACAUCAAAGUCGAAAGCGAGAUAGGUGGCCAGGGCAGCGGAAAACAGGUCCUGAAGAAUGUCGGGAAGGUGGAAUCUUUCGUGCUGGAGCAGGUCAGGCGCAUCUUUGAAGAUGAAUUCGUCUAUCCAAGCUUCUGGACGUUCCUCGUUUAGAGCUCCGGAAAUCGCUCCUCGUAAGGAGCGAUUGUAUGUAUAAUCGCAUGCACUACACACUACAUGCAAAGCCAGCCUGGCUCAGCAACGAAAUGGCGAUGUGACAUUCCGCAUCGGCAUUUUCUACCGCCAACGGUGGAUGGGAUUCAUUCGAGCACAGCAUUCCAAACCCCUCCACUGUGGGCCUUAG